UAAUGUUAUGGUGUCACAAGUAUAAUAAUAAUAAAAUACCCACAUGACCUGGAUUUGUGUAUCGUUAUAUCUAAUAAUUUCCUUUGAAAGUGAAACACUGCACCACAUAGAAGACAGCUUUUCACAGUAUGAGUUCUGCAGGAAAUGCAGACACCUAAAAACUGACAAGACAGAGGAAGAAAAGAUUGGUAAACUUCCUGUGGCAAGUGACACACAUCAAAUAGGCGGUUAAUUGUGGUAAAAGACACACAUCUUUUCUCUCCCUGGAUCGUCACCUGUUUGGAAACUUAAAAACAAGGUCAUUAUGUCCAUCAACUCUUCCACUCCGUGUCACAAUGAAAGCACUCGACACAUAGACUUUGUUCCGGUGUGCAUGUAUUCCCUCAUCUGUAUGUUGGGCCUGAUCUUUAAUCUCACAGCGCUGGUCUUUUUUUUUACUCACAACAAAUCCAGGUCACAAACCAUUAUCUACAUGACCAACCUGGCCAUAGCAGAUUCACUGCUCAUCCUUACAUUGCCUAUGAGAAUCUACUAUUAUCUGGGUUAUCCUGGUCUUCCUCAAUGGCUCUGUGAGGUCCUUGGUUUAGUCCUGAAGGCCAACAUGUAUGGGAGCAUUUUCCUUCUCACUUGCAUUUGCUUUGACCGCUGUGUAGCACUCAACUUCCCAAUGUCACUGCGUGUCCAGGAAGGGAGACGCAAGGCACCUCUGAUUUGUCUUGGAAUAUGGAUUGUCACCUUUGGAGCCAGCGUGCUGAUCUACCUGUCCAAGCGCAAACAAGUCUCCUCGAGUGACUGUUUUGAUGGCCUCCCGGUCUACGCCAUACAACCUGUGGUGGUUUCAACCACACUAAUCAUGGGCUUUGGGAUCCCAUUAGUCAUCAUGCUGAUCUGCUCCUGGGGUUUGCUCCGCGCUGUUCGGAAAAGCACCGUGGCUCAGACCAAGCUAGUGGACAGCAGAAAAAUCUACAAGAUGAUUUCCACCAGUCUCCUCAUUUUUCUGCUCAGCUUUCUUCCUUACCACGCUAUUCUGAUCCUGCUCUCGGUCUAUAUGCCCAAUAUUUCAUGCCACAUGCAGACUGCGUACCGGUACAGUCUGAUGAUGGCAUGUCUCAAUACAGUACUAGACCCCAUUGCAUAUUAUUUCACCACAGAUACAUUCAGGAAGAAUGUAGACAUAGGCUCUUCUCAGAGGACGGCACUGUAAAACAAAUACAACAGAAGUGCUAUUAACGGAAAGAGUAGCACUGUUCCUAUGGUGGCAGCCAUCUCGCAAUCCCAUUUCAGGGUUGGUGAGGUUGCUCCGAGUGAAUUUCCCCCGAACCUCGGAUUUUGAACUGACUGCAGAUGGAAUUGGAGCAAUUCCACAUACCACAAGUUCAGGAUUUCAAAAUGGUUGCUACACUACUACUUUUAGCGUUAAUAGCACUUUUGUUCUUUUUGUUUCACACUAUCCCUGUUCAUUUUUAAUAAACAAGUAAAAACUAUAAAACAAUUUCAAAAUGUGGGAUGGUGUGUGCAAAUCAAGCUUCAAAAUAGUUUUCACAGACCAUUGCUCUGCUCUAGUUGCAGACAGGCUGUGAUGCCAUUCUUUCCCCCCUGUCCUCAUAAUCUUUUUGUUUCUUCACAGAGCACUUGCAGGGGAGGGUGCAUCAUAAUUCAUAUCUGAAUGGUUUGCACUUUUGUCACUUUUGUCACGUAUAUUCUCACCACUUCCAGUGUGCAAAGACAUUCAGUCUGUGAUGUAGCCCAGUGCAAAUAUUUUUUAUAAGAUCUGUAAGAUUUAAACUGUACAUUUUAAAUGUCUGGGUUUAUUAAAACAGUGUCAAUUUUGCUUGUGCUAAAGGUCAUUUUGUGAAAUUGAUA
Solea solea (common sole) is the source of this 1863-nucleotide messenger RNA. RefSeq names its product lysophosphatidic acid receptor 6. Gene Ontology annotation, cellular component: membrane. The transcript has 2 exons. Bases 305 to 1204 code for a protein of 299 amino acids. Lineage: Eukaryota; Metazoa; Chordata; Actinopteri; Pleuronectiformes; Soleidae. The record is from RefSeq and is a predicted model, not a curated record. Gene Ontology annotation, molecular function: G protein-coupled receptor activity. Gene Ontology annotation, biological process: G protein-coupled receptor signaling pathway; behavioral response to pain.